AUGCUUAGGGAAGUAAAACCGAAGAAUCCGCGCACAGCGCGACUUCUCAAAAAGAAAGAGCCCAAGCUCAUCGAACCUCCGAAACGCACACUUCUCCUCCAUGGCUCAAAAUGCCCUGUUGCACUCAACACAGUUCUGAAAACAAUCCACGGCCUCACAAACCCCAACUCUGUCCUGUUUCAUAAAAAGAAUGGCGAUAUUCGUCCCUUUGAGAGCACGGAAAGCAUGGAAUUUUUGGCCGACAAGAACGAAUGCGGUAUUGUCGUGUUCGGCAGCAGCAACAAAAAGCGACCGAAUUGCAUUACGCUCGCCCGGAUUUACAAUACUAAAGUUAUGGAAAUGUUUGAACUUUUAUUACUGCCUGGCGCCGAAGGGGACUCGAUUCCUACACCCAAUGCUUUGAAAUUUAACAUCGGCAUUGGAAUGAAACCUAUGGUCCUGUUCGCAGGGAGUGUAUGGGAGGACAACACGUCUGGAACAUACGCCAUGAUUAAAAGCGUAAUGUUGGAUAUUUUCAAAGGAGAGGAAACCGACAAGAUCGACGUUGAAGGGUUACAGUUCCUCAUGAUGGUUUCUGCCGAAGAACCCGCUGAGCAAGGAUUAUCGCCCAUUGUACACCUGCGAUGGUACAAGACUCUCACAAAGCGCAGUGGACACAAGCUCCCCCGCGUCGAGCUCGAAGAAAUAGGUCCCAAAUUCGACUUCAAGGUCGGCCGUGUUCGUGAGGCAGACCCGAAUGUCAUGAAAGAAGCCAUGAAACAGGGCAAGCGCCCCAACGAAGAACCCAGGACGAAGAAGAAUAUCUCCAUGGACUCCAUCGGUGACAAGAUUGGUCGUGUGCAUCUCGGCAAGCAGGAUCUCGUCAACCUGCAAACGCGCAAAAUGAAGGGUCUCAAGAGGAGGGCAGGCGUAGACACGGACUCAGACCGUGACGACGAUGAGCCAUCGAAUUACGGAUCCGAAGUGAGCGAAGAGAUCGAUUUCAUCGACGAGGAUGCUCCGUCGGACGAGGACAUGAUGGACGUGGACGAGGGCGCCGGUGCUGACAAGGGGCGCAAUAAAAAGCUAAGACUUGCAUGA
Talaromyces rugulosus is the source of this 1080-nucleotide messenger RNA. RefSeq lists its product as uncharacterized. The transcript has 2 exons. Bases 1 to 1080 code for a protein of 359 amino acids. Gene Ontology annotation, biological process: maturation of LSU-rRNA from tricistronic rRNA transcript (SSU-rRNA, 5.8S rRNA, LSU-rRNA); ribosomal large subunit assembly. The record is from RefSeq and is a predicted model, not a curated record. Lineage: Eukaryota; Fungi; Ascomycota; Eurotiomycetes; Eurotiales; Trichocomaceae. Gene Ontology annotation, cellular component: nucleolus. Gene Ontology annotation, molecular function: rRNA binding.